AUCCUAUUAAUGACUAUAGAUCAUGAGUUUUGUGUGUAUCAGAUUAAAAGCAAACUUAUUAAAACUGUCCCUUUGGAACCCAGUUCACAAAACCUUAUCUAAAACUGUGUUGUCAUUGACAGCUGUCAAAAAUUACUCGGCACCGGCCGCCAUUGAAUCGACAAUUAUAAGUCGAACAACUCGCACGUCAACCUACUUAAAAAAUUCUUCGUGGACUGCACCAUUGCUAAAAUAUUCAUCGUCCUCUAUUGGUGGUAACAUGGAGGAACACUGUGUUGUGCCUGACGUGAUUCCAAAAGCGCCAAAGAACAGCGCGUGUGUCGAAUAUUCGUGCCAAAUUUCUGUAAAGCCUGGUGUUGUUUUGACCCCCACGCAGGUGAAGGAUCAGCCAGUUGUAAAAUGGGGAGCAGACCCCGAAACCCUUUACACACUGUGCAUGACUGAUCCAGACGCACCCAGCCGUCAGGACCCUAAAUUUCGGGAAUGGCAUCAUUGGCUUGUUGUUAAUAUUCCCGGUGGAGACAUCGCCAAAGGUGAGGUGUUGUCCGCUUACAUUGGCUCAGGCCCACCGCCAGGCACUGGACUGCAUCGUUACGUCUUCUUGGUGUAUGAGCAGAAGGACAAAAUCAAGUUCGACGAGAAACGUUUGCCCAACAACAGCGGGGAUGGUCGCGGCGGCUUUAAGAUUGCCGAAUUCGCCAAGAAGUAUAAUCUAGGCGACCCAGUAGCUGGCAACUUCUACCAGGCCGAGUAUGACGACUACGUGCCGAUAUUAUACAAACAAUUGGGUGCCUAAAACCUCAUUUGUUUUUCAAUAAUAUUGGACUUCACAUUGGCUGAUUAUAUAACUGCUCAGCAAGCUCCAUUUUGGGAAACAUAUCUUUUAAUAUCAAAAGUCGGAAGACAAAUUUGCAUAUUCACGUUAACUAGUAUAGCCUAUAACAUACCCUAUGCUUUUAUGAAAUAAAAUAUGAGCAAAAUACAGCUCAA
Scaptodrosophila lebanonensis is the source of this 990-nucleotide messenger RNA. RefSeq names its product protein D3. NCBI's taxonomy places the organism in Eukaryota, Metazoa, Arthropoda, Insecta, Diptera, Drosophilidae. The coding region runs from base 23 to 796 and encodes 257 amino acids. The transcript has a single exon. The record is from RefSeq and is a predicted model, not a curated record.